AUGAUUGGUUCAACAUCAACCGGGUCAGAAGCCGGACAUAAAUGGGACGGUUCACAUGGCACCAAAUUUAUGAAAGAGUCUGGUCUAAGUUUACCGAGAACUCUUAAGGAUAUUUUCGUCCAUCUUGCUGGCAAGAUUGGUUUUGAAGAACAAAAAAUGAGAAAGCUGAACAUAAUUGGCUUUGGUCAAUCUCGAUUGCCCGGCUGGGUACAUUUGCCGGUACACCAGGAGAAAUCUACUAGAAUCUACGCGGAUGUAAGCAACUUCGGCAAAUCUUUAGAUGUGUUAGUUGAAAUCAUACAUGCAAAGACGAUGAAGAUUGUGAAUGAUCUAGACAAUAAUAGUAACGUUUCAAGAUGGAAACAACAGACUAAAUCAAAUUCAAAACGAUUUCCUAAUAUUCCUGAUGUCCAUUCAACACCAAAGAAACGCAAAAA
Molecule: messenger RNA, 437 nt
Organism: Funneliformis geosporum
Lineage: Eukaryota; Fungi; Glomeromycota; Glomeromycetes; Glomerales; Glomeraceae
Source: the annotation of a GenBank genome assembly